AUGGGAUCAAAUUUGGAUGGAAGAAUAGCAAUGGAGGUAGGAGAUGAUGGGGUGGCUCUCAUAACCAUUCUCAAUCCUCCUGUUAACUCCCUCUCCUUUGAUGUGUUUCGCAGCUUAAAAGAAAAUUAUGAGGAGGCAUUAAGAAGAGAUGAUGUGAAUGCAAUUGUCAUUACAGGAGCAAAGGGAAAUUUCUGUGGUGGCUUUGAUGUUACAGCUAUUGAAGGAAGUCAAGGGGGAAACAUGGAGAAAGAACAAAGGCCUGGCUAUAUGGCUGUCGAGGUCAUCACUGACAUUUUCGAAGCUGCGAGAAAGCCUUCAGUUGCUGCCAUUGAUGGGCUUGCCAUAGGUGGAGGAUUAGAGACUGCAAUGGCAUGCCAUGCUAGAAUAUCAACUCCCACUGCACAAUUAGGGUUGCCUGAACUGACGCUUGGACUAAUUCCUGGACUUGGGGGAACACAGCGACUUCCACGUCUUGUUGGUCUCUCAAAGGCACUUGGGAUGAUGCUGACGUCAAAAUUAGUCCAAGGGGACGAAGCUUACAGUUGGGGCCUCGUGGAUGCCGUCGUCUCACCUGACGACUUGGUAAGCACUGCACGUCGAUGGGCCCUCGACAUCUUGGACCGAAGAAGACCAUGGGUGGCUUCUCUUUACAAGAAAGACAAAAUAGAACCCCUUGGGGAAGCAACGGAAAUACUCAAGUCUGCCAGAGCUCGGGCCCAGAAACAGGCUCCCCAUCUUCAGCACCCAUUGGUUUGCAUUGAUGUCAUGGAAGAGGGUAUAGUUUCCGGUCCCGAGCUGGGAUUUUGGCAGGAAGCUGAAGCUUUUCAGGAACUUUUGUAUUCUGACACUUCCAAGUGUUUGGUCCACAUUUUCUUUGCUCAGAGUGGAACGUCAAAGGUACCUGGGGUUACUGACGUGGGUUUAGUGCCAAGGCGAGUGAAUAAGAUUGCUAUCCUAGGUGGAGGACUACUGGGCUCUGGAAUAGCAACGACAUUAAUUCUUGGUGGUUAUCAAGUAAUCCUGAAAGAAGUAGAUGACAAAUCUUUGGAGGCUGGGAUUGAUAGAGUCAGAGCCAAUUUGCAAAGCCGUGUGCAUAAAGGAGAAAUGUCUCAAGAGAAGUUUGAGAAAACUGUCUCUCUACUCAAGGGUGUCCUCAACUACGAAAACUUUAAAGAUGUGGAUAUGGUGAUAGAGGCUGUUAUCGAGAAUGUUUCUCUAAAGCAACAAAUUUUUAGUGAUCUUGAAAAGUAUUGCCCACCACAUUGCAUACUUGCCAGCAACACUAGCACAAUUGACUUGAACCUGAUUGGAGAUAGGACAAUUUCCCAAGAUCGUAUUGUUGGAGCUCAUUUCUUCUGUCCGGCUCAUAUCGUGCCACUUUUGGAGAUUGUUCAUACUAAGCAGACUUCUCCCCAAGUGAUUGUUGAUUUGCUAGACAUAGGGAAAAACAUUGGGAAAACUCCAGUGGUGGUUGGAAAUUGCACUGGCUUUGCUGUCAACAGGAUGUUCUUCCCUUACACACAAGCUUCUAUUUUUCUCAUCGAGCGUGGUACAGAUCUCUAUGAGAUUGAUGGGGCCAUUACCAAAUUCGGAAUGCCUAUGGGCCCUUUCAGAUUGGUUGACCUGGUUGGUUUCGGUGUUGCAAUUGCGACUGGCAUGCAAUUUGUUCAGAAUUUUCCUGAGCGAACAUAUAAAUCAAUGCUUAUCCCCCUUUUGCAGGAGGAUAAGAGAGAAGGUGAGACUACGCGCAAAGGGUUCUAUUUGUAUAAUGAGAAAUGCAAAGCCAGCCCUGAUCCUGAAUUGGCAAAAUAUAUUAAGAAGUCGAGGAGCAUUAAUGGUGUAACUAUUGACCCUAAGCUAAUGAAAUUAGCAGAAAAGGACAUUGUGGAGAUGAUAUUCUUUCCCGUGGUGAAUGAGGCCUGCCGAGUCCUUGCCGAAGGUAUUGCAGUCAAUGCAUCAGACCUUGAUGCUGCUGCUGUUAUGGGAAUGGGUUUCCCUUCCUACAGGGGAGGCAUCAUGUUCUGGGCCGAUUCUCUCGGAUCCAAAUACAUUUAUUCAAAAUUGGAGGAAUGGUCUAAGAUUUAUGGAGAAUUCUUCAAGCCCUGUGCCUAUUUGGCUGAAAGAGCAGCCAAGGGGACUCCUCUGAGUUCUCCGAAAGAGGAAGCAACACCUCAGUUAAUGUGAGAUCAGUUUGAUCGUUGCAUCGCCUGCUUGGUUAAGAAUUCCCUUAUAUCUUCUUCCUCUCGUUGGCAUUUUGGCUCAAACAUCCAUAAACAAGAACUCCCUCAUGAGCGAAACCAUCUUCACCAACAACUAUUCGAGGAAUGACAGUACUCAAGCUGUUUGUGUAUGUUGUGGAUUAUGUGUAGUGGGAGAAAUAUAGGUGGGAAACUGUGAUAUAUAGCAACUGAAAGAAUCGUUGGUAUUUUGUAUAUUUGAAGAUAGGAAACAAAUAAGGGUACGUAUGAUGUGUUUAGAAAAAAUAAAUGCGAAACAUUGAUGCAAAAACAAUGGUGUAAUCGUGAAAUAA
Molecule: messenger RNA, 2530 nt
Organism: Juglans microcarpa x Juglans regia
Lineage: Eukaryota; Viridiplantae; Streptophyta; Magnoliopsida; Fagales; Juglandaceae
Product: glyoxysomal fatty acid beta-oxidation multifunctional protein MFP-a-like
Exons: 19
Coding region: 1-2184 (727 amino acids)
Biological process (GO): fatty acid beta-oxidation
Cellular component (GO): peroxisome
Molecular function (GO): NAD+ binding; (3S)-3-hydroxyacyl-CoA dehydrogenase (NAD+) activity
Source: RefSeq, a predicted model, not a curated record